AUGGAUGGUGGAUUUUUGCCAGAAAUUACAAAGGCAACUGAGUAUUGGGUAGGCGGUGAAAAGGGAUGGACCAUUGAUGCUGAUUAUCAAGCUUGGGCCAAAGGCAAAACUUUCGAGGUUGGUGACACAUUAGUUUUUAAGUAUACCAAAGGACAUCAUAAUGUGUUCAAAGUGAACCAAACAUCUUUUCAAAAUUGCAUAGCCCCUCCACCAAGUGAAGGAUUAACUACUGGCCAUGAUGUUAUUACAUUGACCACCCCUGGUAAAAAAUGGUACAUUUGUGGUUUUCCAACACAUUGCUCUGACCAUAACCAAAAGCUUGUCAUCACCGUGGAAGGCGGAGCUCCGGCACCGGCAAUUACUGUUCCAGCACCGGGACCGGCCACUAAGGAUGAUUCAAACAAUUCAUAUAGGGUUACUAUAUCUACAUACAAGAUCUUUGUUGGAGGUCUAGUCUUAGUUUGGACAAUUCUAACAUUAGUUUGA
This is a messenger RNA of Solanum dulcamara, 486 nucleotides long. Its product is annotated as blue copper protein-like. The transcript is spliced from 3 exons. The record is from RefSeq and is a predicted model, not a curated record. Gene Ontology annotation, molecular function: electron transfer activity. Gene Ontology annotation, cellular component: plasma membrane. The coding region runs from base 1 to 486 and encodes 161 amino acids. Lineage: Eukaryota; Viridiplantae; Streptophyta; Magnoliopsida; Solanales; Solanaceae.